CCGGCAGAUGAAGAUGGCAAUGUCUGUGAUCCAAGCCUGCCGCAGCCUGGCUCUCUCAACAUGGCUGCUGUCCUUUUGUUUCGUGCAUCUGCUGUGCCUGGACUUCACCGUAGCCGAGAAGGAGGAGUGGUACACGGCCUUCGUCAACAUCACCUACGCCGACCCGGCGGCCGGCAGCACCGAGCUCCGCAGCGAGAAGAGCGAGUGCGGGCGCUACGGCGAGCAGUCGCCCAAGCAGGACGCCCGCGGGCAGGUGGCCGUCUCCGCUUCGCCCGCCGACCGCUUCGCCUGCGACCCCGGCACCCGCUUCAACGCCCCGGCGCCCGGCAAGAGCUGGGUGGCCCUUAUCCCGCGGGGCAACUGCACCUACAAGGACAAGAUCCGCCACGCCGCCGCCCAGAACGCCUCAGCCGUGGUCAUCUACAACAUGGGCUCCAGCAACGCCAACGAGACCAUCACCAUGCCCCACGCAGGCCUAGAAGAUGUUGUAGCAAUAAUGAUUCCUGAACCCAAAGGAAAAGAGAUAGUGAGCCUCCUGGAGAGGAACAUUACUGUGAUGAUGUACAUAACCAUUGGGACACGGAACUUGCAGAAAUACGUCAGCAGGACCUCUGUGGUGUUUGUGUCCAUCUCCUUUAUUGUGCUGAUGAUCAUUUCUUUGGCUUGGUUGGUCUUCUAUUACAUCCAGAGAUUCCGCUACGCAAAUGCCAGAGACAGAAACCAGCGCCGACUUGGAGAUGCUGCAAAGAAAGCAAUCAACAAGCUGCAAGUCAGAACAAUCAGGAAAGGUGACAAGGAGACUGAGCCAGACUUUGAUAACUGUGCUGUUUGUAUUGAGGGCUACAAACCCAAUGAUGUUGUCAGAAUUCUACCUUGCAGGCAUCUUUUCCACAAGUCCUGUGUAGACCCCUGGCUACUAGACCAUCGUACCUGCCCCAUGUGUAAAAUGAAUAUUCUGAAAGCUCUGGGGAUCCCGCCCAAUGCAGAUUGCAUGGAUGAUAUACCUCCAGACUUGGAAGUGUCCAUAGGAGGACCACCAACCAACCAGAUAACGGGAGCCAGCGAUAUAACAGUGAACGAGAGCUCUGUAGCCCUGGAUCCCCCAGUGAGGACUGUGGGAGUUCUCCAAGUUGUCCAAGACAUAGACUCCUUUCCCCAGGCUGGGGAGGGUAACUUCACAACAAGCAAUGAACAGGAGCCAGCAGUCAGCAGUGAUUCAGAUAUUUCACUGAUUAUGGCAGUGGAGGUUGGACUGUCUGAUGUGGAGCUUUCCACUGAUCAAGACUGCGAAGAGGUGAAGUCUUGAAAAACAAGGAGAGAUCCAACAGGAAACUCCAGGGGAGGGUCACAGGGAGGGACCAAGUCAGCUUUCUAGGAUUUGGACCAGUCAUGCACAUGCCUCCAGAGCACUGUCACUCCUGCACACUCCAUUCUGAGAUGGUCACGAAAAGCAAUAGCAACAGUUGUGUGUCUGCCUGGGUGAGGUUCCAUCAUCUCCAUCCCUUCAUCCUGCUCACAUGGGAGAUGUAAAACUCUUGGUGAACUCUUUCAGUUUACCCACGUGCUUGAGAGCAGUCAUCUCUCUCUUCAGUGGCUCAGAAAAACGCAACUGAAAUGACAGCAGCUUGAGUGUUUUCUACACUUGUUGGAUUGGAUUUUUGUUUCUUUUUUUUUUUUUUUUUUUUUUUUUUUUUUGAAAAAAAAUAAUAUUUGUUCUGUUUGUCUGUUUGUUUAGAGUUUUGUUAUGAAUGGACACUGUGUUUUGUUGACUGACCCCAGCUUUUUCAAGAGUUGAAUCCAGAAAUCUGAAUUCCUGUUCACUGGUCACUUCAUGAUCUGACUUUGGGAUUUAUCUUUGCCUUGUUGUUUCUGCUUGGAGUACCCAUGGCUAGAGAAGGAUGGUGCACCAGCUCCCUGCAUUAAUGGGAAACUUGUUUUCAUUGAGUGGGAGCCUUGGGAAUGGUGUAUUAUGAAGGCCUUUUUUUGUAGGAGACAUCUAAAUUAAAAGGAAUUGCUGAGAUUUGGGUUAAAAUUGCAUUAUGUUGGAUUUUUCUGUGCUAGGCAAGUACUGCACAGUUUGAGGGUGAAAAGGAAAGGUUUACAGCUUCACUCCAUCCUUUUAGUCCUUUGUUCUGUUUUGUGCAAUAGCAGUUGUCAUACAUUGAUGGCCUUCCUUCAAAUCACAACUGAGUAGCUGGAAAAGAAGAUCUAGUGUAGCAGUGUGUCUUUUCUUAAUUUUACAGUCCAAAAUCUGACCAGUAGGCUAAAAGGAGAGCCUGAGAGCUCUCCAGAAGCUGUGUGCUAACAGCUGUAUGCAUUAUGUGGAUGAGAAGUGAGAUGAAUACUAUUAGAAGGGUCUAGAGAUGCUGAGAUCAGGGUCAAAAAUGGCUGGUGAAGCAUAAGGCUGCUGGUUGAAAUGUUUACUUCCUGAUUUCUUUGGUGUUUUUUUCUUAGCACCUUUCACUUCUUACGUUUUGAAGGCAGUUUUAGUACCAAACAGAAAAGUUGAGGUGGUUCCAGCAUCCCUGUCAGCAUUGUCACAAGCAUAAUGGAAUACUUGCAGUUAGACAAAUACACCAGUUUGGUCCAGUUAAAAUCCAGUUCAUUGUGUAGCUUAGGUUUUGUUGAUGUUCUUAGUCCCUAAAUUGCAGAAUAACUUUGAGGCAAAGGAUUGCAGCCUAAUCAUCCUUUCCAACCAUGAUCCAGAAAUAUACCAGUACAUUUUUAUAUGCCAUUUGAAAGGAAAUCUCUUUUUAAUUCAAGAGAUACAGGCAGCUGGAUAUCUGUUUGGUUUAAAAAGAAAGUUAGAGGUUGUUCCAGAGGGCACAGCUAGGUCAUCCUUGCCAAUAUUUGUGGUUCUGUAAUCAUAUUUUCCUUAUUCUUUCAUGUCUUCUCUAUUUCUUGCUGCUAUGGGAAAAGCUGAAAACAUCAGGGGGAUCUGAUGCUGAAAUUCAUCCCUACAGAAGAGAGUUUGCACAAAAUACCACAUCAGUUCCACUUCAGCUCUGGAAAUAAUGCCAAAGUGGGAUUGAAGUGGUGCUUACACCAAAUACUGGCCCUCCACACAGGAAAGAAAUUAAUCUCAAAUGACUGCAGAGGAAAAAGUGAAGCUGGGUAUGCACAGGCAGGUCUCCUUAGGGAUAGUACACACAGUGAUACAAUUUUUUCUCUCUAGUCCUGGAGCCGAGGUGCUACAUGUCACAGGAACAUCACAAACACCAUGUCCAAGUUGUCAGUGAUCCUUCAACAUCUGCCCACUGCAGCCCAGCACACAGGCAACUGCUUCCCAGCUGAACUGGUUGGGUUUCAGAGGAGCUGUUGCAAAGUCUUUGUUUUAUUUCUCAAAAUUAAUUAAUUAAGUCCAUUUUAGUGGAUCAACUGACUACUCAUCUGCUGCCAUAGCAGAGCAAGUGAAGGCUGGGGAGAAGCAGUGCAAGAGGUGAAGCUCCCAGCUCAUAAGGAAAGGGGGUCCUUCGUCCAGCAAAAUCACUCAAAGGAGCUGUGCUCAAAGGGGCAUCACACACGUGGUAACUAAGACCCUGCCCAUGUUUCUAGGAGUUAGUGAAGGAUUUUGGAGAGGGAUUGCACUCUGCAUGCUGUUUUCCACAUCAUUCCCAGGUGUGGUCCCUUGGGAUGGGUGCAUGGCUGCUGGCAGAGGCAGGGUGCCAGCCAGAGUGAGGCAUUUUUCUGUAUUUCUGUUCUGUGGUCUUUCAAGAGGUGUCCUGGCAGAUCUGGGUCUUGAGUCUUUCUGCUUCUGUUUUUCCAGUUCUACCUGCAGUUUUGCUCAGGAAAGAUGCUUUCCAUCCCUGCCCUUAGGUGUUUACAGCUCUGAGCACUGUUAAGGGAUAACGAGUGCAAAACCAGAUUGCAAGGCACUGAAGCCAGAAUUUAGGAAAGUACUUAGGUGAAUGUUUAUUCUGUCCUUCUUCAGAAAAGCACUUAUGGCUAAUUUUGGACUUGUACCCAAAUCACAUCAUUUUCAACAAGUCUUCUAUGAGCAUAAUUCAGUUCUUGUGUCAAAUGGAAAUAUUUUUCUAAAGUAGAACCUGGCUGACAAUAUUCUUUGUAUAUAUAACCUGCUAAAUGCCUUGGGAACCUGAGGUGCUUCAUAAAAAAUAAGACCCCAGAUGUGUAUUUGUACCACGUAUGAAAGCCUUAAUUCUGCAGACCUCCAUGCCUGCACACAUUUUUGCUUAUGGGAGUUUUCCAGUGAGAUUCUUCACAGGGGGGAAAUUAAACCCUUUUUUUUUGCAGCUUUGGGCAUGAUGAGCCCCAUCCUGAGCCCUGUGCGAGUCCUCAGGACUGCUGCCCACGAAUCCUGGGCUCAGGAAUUAAAUAUGUGGGAUUCAGAUGCUGGAGACACAGAACUGCCUGUUCAGAAGGGAAAGCAGCUUUAGCAUGCAGCCAGGAAAAAAAAAAAAAAAUCACACAAAAUCCUCUGGUGCCCCCUGAUGAACAAGUGUUCAUGCACAGAAUUCUGCAGGUUCAUGGGCAUCAGGGCAGGAGAGCAUCUCCUGCUCAGGACCAGGGCUGGAGGAUGGGGCAGCUCUCUAGGAAAGGUAUUUUAUCAUUAAGCUGCUCUUCUCUCUCUCUGUGCUCUUCCUGUCCUUGUGUCUGAGGCUUUUUUCUUUUCUGUGAGCCUUAGGGAGGCUCAGCUUGACUUCAUCAUUGCAGGAUGAAGCCUGGACAGACAGAGGCUGCACUCUGGGGAUCCUUUGAUUUUCAUGGAUUUCACUGAACUGCCUUCCCAAAGGUGUGUUCAAUAGGUAGGACACAUAGUAAGUUACACAGGCAGAAUUUUGCAGUCACAAAAACCUAAUGUGUGCAUGCAGCUGUGCAGGGCACCAAGUCUGCAUCCCUUUCCUAUAUUAACCCAUUCUGGUAGGGAUACAGAUCUGGCACUUGCUGAGGAUUUGGGUUGGGGUUUUUAUUUUCUGACUGCUUUGGAGCCUGAAAUCAAGGAUCAGAACAGUCAUAGCCCUGCAGUUCAUUCUUCAAACAUUCUAUAAAAUGAAAUUGCCAUGUACACAUAUAAAAGUACCCUGAAUUGACUGUGGGAAGUGAAAACAGAAGCAGCUGCCAGUUUUAGACAUUUUACAUUAGGGAGACUGUGGUACUACUAAAGAAAAAGACUUUAUAGAGGCAAUCUUGGAAAACGUUAUUGAAAUCACAUAUGAUAGGAGGUCCCUCAGAUCUCAGUACUUUAAUGACCCACGGAUCAGAUCCAGAGGAAGUCAUUGCAAGAUGAGCAGAACUUCUCCUCGGAUGACUCAUUUGGGAUGUAUUCUUAAACUGGUAACAAAAUGAACCCAAGUACCAGAGACAGAUCCAGUUCUGAGUUUAAUCUUUCUCAAAGAAUAUGCAUUUUGUGAUACAGAGUUUUUGUUGUCAAACCCGUUCCCACCUUCUUUUUCCCCUUGAUAAAUAAAAAGAAAUGUCUGUCCAGUUUGAAAGAUGUCUCAAAAGACCUUUGCAUGUGGAUGGGUUGUCCCAGUGGGUAUCUGCACAUCAUUUUAACACCUCUGUGUACUUUUAGUCAUCACUACAACACAGUUACAGAUUUUCCACAAAGUGUCUUUCAUUUGCUGUUCUUGUUAAACCUGGAGUGCAGUCAUUGCAUAGACAUCCCAGAAUUCUGCCUUACAAACUUUUUUCUUUGAAUCUGCCACAGCCCUUUGGACUGAUUCUGUUGUUGAAAAGACAAAGACUGGGACACAAGUCUCUACACAUAAAUCUCUGGACUGCCAGCCCUUGUUGUGGCCAUUGGUCUGUACUGAAAUGACAGCAGGGGUUAUGUGUGACACUGGGAAAUGCCUUUCAGCAGCUGGGACUCUUCCAGGCUUUGUUUGUAAGAGACUCAUUUGCUGUGGUCUCAGUCCAUAGAAAAGCUCAUGACAAAGAGUAUAGUUUGAAAUAAGCCAAGAAUAGAACUUGGAGUCUGUGCAAGCCAAGAAAACCAAUAGUCAUUAAUUGAUUUCUAUUCAUUAGCAAUAAUUGACCAUUUUUUUUUUUCCUGUAGAUGCCUGUUGUAGGACCAAAAUUCCCAGUCUGUUGGGAAUAGGGGCCAGGGCAAGCUGACUGUUGAAGCAGAAGAGGGAGGGCUUGGUUUGCUGUUGGGAUGCAUCCAUUUCACAGAACUAAAAGGACACAGAGAAACCCAAAUCCAUCCUGUUCCUUUCCAGCCCCUCUCACAAAUGUUUCCUCUUUGCUGCUGGGGAAGGAGAUCAUGGGAUCACCCUAACACCACCCUGCUGCCUCCCAUGUGUUUUGUGCUGCCUGUAUCUCCUAGAUCAGGCAGGACUGCUCUGGUUCCACCCAGGGGUAUGGAGCCAGCCUAAGUUUAACUGAAGGGCUCAGUGAAAGAUGGGCCACGGGGUUUUGUCAAAUUUAGGGGAGCUGAUCUUCCUAACCAGUGCUGGCCAGGAUUGCUGCCUCACUGACACUGAGCUUUGACUCACUGGGGUUUUUUUACAGAUGCAAAAUGUGUGAGCCUAUACAGGGCAACCAACACGACAGAAAUUAAUCUGCUUGGGGGUGAAAAGCAGGAUGAAAAGUUUUUCACAAGUGGUGAAAAACAAAGUCAUGAAAUAUUUGGGGUGUGAGGGAAAACGAGAGUGAAGGUGUUAUUUUAGCAGGCUUUUUGAAUAGGGACAAUUGAAUCCAACACAAGCACUUCUUUUUAUUUCACCAAGCUGUUACCUGAACUAAUUGACAGUUUUGCAGUUGAAAGAGGAACAGCAGAUGGACUUUUUAGUCUGGAUUUGUUGGUGAAGCAGAUGGCAGCUACGGGCUUGGGACAGGGAGGGAGAGCACUGCCCUCUGUCACACAGCUUCCCCAGCAGACUGGGAGCCUGCUCUGCUCCCUUCCUAAUUUUUGGCACUUCUUUUUCAAGGAAAAAAAAAAACCUUCUGAGCAGGAGGUGCAUUUCAAAAGGAGAAACAGAGAAGAGAGAUGAAUGAAAGCUGUGUGGGUUUUGAAUGAAAAGCCACGGGAUGAAUUUUCCAUCUGAAAUUAAUCUUGCCUCUCUCAAAUGUUUUAAUUGUGAAUUGGUGGAAGUUGUUUCUCUCUGGAAUGAAUGCAGAAAAAAAAAAAAAAAAAAGAGGGGAGACAAAGAAAAAAAAUAGUGCUUUCCCUUUUUUUGUUCAUUUCACAAUUCUUGAGUCCUGUGUAGCAUUAAAACCAAUAGCAAGAUCAAGAUGCUCCUUUGGUCUGAAUGUAUACAGUUAUUUCAGAUGUCAGAUAUUUAAAUGUUUUGUGUGUGUACUAUCCUUACUUCUUGCUUCAUGUUAGCAACCUGAAAUGUCUACCAUUUUAUAAUUAGAAAUGUAAAGAGGGGACAGUGGGUGGGAGGGUCUGUUAUUUUUCUAGCAAGAUGCUCCUUGUAUUUAGUGAACAUUAACAAUGGUUUUGUACAUGUCAAAAUAUACAUUCCAUCCAUUUCCAGAAGAGAAUUAUUUUUACUUAGAGUAGUUUAUAAACCAAACAAAAAAAUGUGAUGUCCUAUUUGUACAUAGUUCAUGAACAGAGCAGAAGUGUUCUGCUUUCCAGUGAUGGCUCCAAAACCUUUUCCAGCCAGGUUUCCUCACCCGCUGCAGAGGGGACAAGCAGUGGGGUGACAGUGUUGUCACACGUGUGCUGUGGCUCCCUCAGGGUGGGAGCUGAUUUUGGACUGAAGUUCUUUAGCUAGUAGGGCAGCCAACUUCUGCAGGCUCACCAUGCUGUGUUUCUUUGGACUGUGGAAACUCUUCUUCAUCUCCAUGUUGAAAAAAACCCAGUUUUUUCCUCCAGACAGCUGCACUGUGGUUUGUGAAACACCUUGUGAGUGGCCGUGGCAAAAUCACACAGUGGGAUUUGCAUAGCAAGUUCUUUUUCUUGUCAUUAGGGUGUUUUUUUUGGUUUGGUUUGGUUUUUUUUUCCCCCUGCUACCUGUGGCUUGCUGCCAAAACAGUGCAGUAGCAGUUUGUGAAGCCAGCCUUUGUUUCUAGCAUUACUCUCUGUACAGUAUUGCAAAUACACCUGAAGUCUCUGCUGAUACAAUAUGUACAUCUUCCCUUCCAAUGCACUUUAUCUCUCUUGAAAAAUAUGGGAGUCAGAGAGCUACCAACCUAAAGGGAUUUGCCUGAAAAAGGCACACAAUUUUUUUUUUUCCUUCUUGCUUUGUUAUAUACUGUAAAUGCUAAAGAGCAUGGACAGUGACUCAGCUGGGGGAAGUACCAAAAUGUUGAGGCUAAUAUUUGGAAGCAUUAUUCAGUAGUACAACAUGACUAUUUUUGUUAUGUAGAGGAUUAUAAUGUAAAUAUGUGAGACUGUGUUAUUAUGUACUAGUAAAAUACUGCAACUCUCAAAGUUAAGAUGGUGAAUUCCAAGGAAUUUUAUUGCAAGUUUUUUAAUAAAACGCAUCUGA
This is a messenger RNA of Calypte anna (Anna's hummingbird), 8405 nucleotides long. RefSeq names its product ring finger protein 150 (gene RNF150). The record is from RefSeq and is a predicted model, not a curated record. Bases 8 to 1306 code for a protein of 432 amino acids. The transcript has 7 exons. NCBI's taxonomy places the organism in Eukaryota, Metazoa, Chordata, Aves, Apodiformes, Trochilidae.